AUGCUUGUUUAUCGGACUACGACUCAACCAAGUUCAGAUAGAAGUCAUUCACGAGCAAUCAUGACGGUCUCAAAAGCACCCCAAAACAUCCUCAUUCACAUCAUCCGCCGUGACCUUCGGACGUCAGACAAUCCCCUCUUCCAUGCUGCGGCUACCGCACCAGAUGAGGAGAAGUUCGAUGCCUACCUCCCUGUGUAUGUCUUUGAUGCCCAGCAGAUCGAUGUGUCGGGGUUCAUCCAGUCUGCUGGUGCAACGAACCCGUACGGGUCACCUCGUAGCCAGGUAGCUGGCUACCACCGCUGCGGGCCUCACCGGGCCAAGUUUCUUGGCGAAGCUGUCUGGGACCUCUCAGAGACCUUGAAGGAGCUCAAGUCUGGCCUUUUCAUCCGUGUGGGCAGAAUUCCUGAUGUGGUCGAGACGCUGGUCAGUGAAUUGGCCAAGAAAGAUGCCAAAAUCGGCGCUGUCUGGAUGACCAGCCAUGAGGGCAGUGAGGAAAAGGCGGACGAGAAGGCUGUGGCUUCCUUGUGUAAAAAGGUUGGGGCCAAAUGGAAGCUUUGGGUGGAUGAAAAGUACUUCAUUGACGAUUGCCGGGUGUCUUCACAGAGUACAAAAAGAAGCAGCUGCCCCUGCGCGAGAAGCCUCGUCCGGUUCUUCCGCCUAUCGAGAAGGGUUCACUGCCGCCUCUCAUUUGAUGCCGCCCUGGUCGCCCCGCAGUCCUCCCCGUUCCAUAUUCCUGAUUCACUCGAUCGCCUGGUUGAGUUCCUGGUUGCGCCCGUGAAGGACUUCCUCCCGAACAAACCCGAGUAUCCAAAGGGUGCAGAGUCUGCACACCCCUACCAAGGAGGCGAGCACGCCGCCCUCCAGCGGCUGAAGGACUUGAUCAGCUCCGGAGCCGCCACCACAUAUGACACGACCCGCAACGGCUUGCUUGGAACCGAGUUCAGCACCAAGCUGUCUGCCUUUUUAGCCCAGGGCUGCAUCACGGCCCGUCAAGUUCAUGCCGCAAUGGAUAGCUUCGAACGUGGUACUGAUCCCGCCUUCAAGGACGUUGAGGGCUUUGGUGCGUUGACAAAGGAAGAAGGUAUGUCUGAAGACGAGGCACAGAACACUGGAAUGGAAUCCAUCCGGACCGAACUGUUGUGGCGCGAUUACAUGAGGCUCUGUCACCAGAAAGACGGGAACAGGUUGUUCCAGUUGACGGGCACGUUGAGGUAUAAAUUGGACCAUGCCGCCGACAUGAUGGACGGCAUGGCUAGCAUCACCGCCCAAAACGGCCACAACAGCGAGAACAGCGACACUGGCGACAACGGCGCAGCCAGCGCAGCCAGCGACGGUGACGGGAGUGCUCAGGAGAAAAAGUUGAAAUCACCCGACAAGGAGAGAGCGCGGCCUCAACAGGGCAGCGGCAUCAACGAGAGUCUUCUGGCGAAAGAGUGGAAGUCGGCCGACAAGGAGAAGGCUUUGCCUCGGCAGUCGCCUACCGCUGAAGAAGUAGCGAAAAUCUUGGAGCGCUUCAAUCUCGGCACCACGGGCAUGGGACUGAUUGACGCUUCGCAGCGCGAGUUGCUACACACGGGGUACACGUCCAAUCGCGCCCGACAGAAUGUGGCGAGCUUUUUGGCGAAGCACCUCGACAUUGACUGGCGAUACGGGGCAGAGUGGUACGAGAUGUUGCUGGUUGACUAUGACGUGUCGUCGAAUUGGGCCAAUUGGCAGUACGUCGCUGGUGUCGGCAACGAUCCCCGUGGCCACAUGCGAAUUUUCAACCCGGUCAAGCAGGGUUUUGAGUAUGACCCGUCCGGGUCCUAUGUCCGAACAUGGAUCCCCGAAGUGAGCGGGUUGGAGAAGCUGGAAAAUGCUUUUCAACCUUGGACUGCUUCGAAGGAGGAGCUCGAGAAGACGGGCCUGUCAGGCAAUGACAUGGUUGCGAACCCGGUCAAGAGGAUCCAGUUUGUUGUCGAAGGCAAGCCGAGAACCAACAAGAACGGUGGCUUCCGAAGAGCACUCGCACGCGGCAACCCGUCCAAAGCCUCUCAAGCGAAUGGGAACGGCUCCGGCUUUGGAAACGGCUCCGGAAACGGCUACAGGAACUCACAGGACGUGCGGACGGAUGCACCGGUUGUCAAUGGUACCACUAGAGGGCCUCGUGGGCGGGGAGGAUUUCGUGGGUCGUUUGGGGGACCUCCCAGGGGUUCUUUGGGAGGCGGCCGCGGGGGCUUCAAUGGCAACACCAAUGGUUCACCCAGCCCUGCGGCAAACCAGGGCAAUGGGAUCUUGGCGCCCGGUUAUGGAAGAGGCCGAGGCGGCGGCAGACGUGGUGGAGGUGGUGGUUAUGGUGCACCUCCCCGGGGAGGCGGCCAAAAUGGGUAUUUUACUCCAGCCAAGAUGCCUCGAGUCAAUGGCAGUGGCAAUCACGAUCAGGUCAAUGGCAAUCAAGUUUAG
This is a messenger RNA of Podospora anserina S mat+, 2442 nucleotides long. RefSeq lists its product as uncharacterized. NCBI's taxonomy places the organism in Eukaryota, Fungi, Ascomycota, Sordariomycetes, Sordariales, Podosporaceae. Gene Ontology annotation, biological process: photoreactive repair. The record is from RefSeq and is a predicted model, not a curated record. The coding region runs from base 1 to 2442 and encodes 813 amino acids. Gene Ontology annotation, molecular function: deoxyribodipyrimidine photo-lyase activity; FAD binding; damaged DNA binding. The transcript is spliced from 2 exons.